AUGACCAAGUUGACGUCUAUACUUCGCGGACGCGCAUGUCAAAGGGCGAUCACAGCCUGCUGUGGCGCGGCCUUUAUGCUCUUUGGUUACGACCAAGGUGUUAUGAACACCACCGACUCUGGCAACGGAUCGUCCUCGCUUCAAGGAACGGUAGUCGCCAUCUAUGAGAUUGGAUGCCUGUUCGGGUCUCUGUUCACGUUCUUUGCAGGCGAGACCCUAGGUCGUCGUCGCACCAUCAUGCUGGGUUGUUCGGUCCUGAUGGUUGGGGCCGCGCUUCAAACCUCGUCGUAUGGCAUUCCUCAACUCAUCGUCGGCCGCAUCGUCACGGGCCUUGGAAACGGUAUCAACACCAGUACGGUCCCUGUCUGGCACUCUGAGACAACUGCAGCCCACAGUCGUGGUCGCGCGCUCGCAAUCGAACUUGCCGUUAACAUUUUCGGCCUCAUGUGCGCCUACUGGUUCGACUACGGUUUUUCGUUUGUCAAGUCGCAAGCUCAGUUUCGCGCGCCUAUUGCCUUUCAAAUUGUGUUUGCCGUGGCCACCAUCGUCAUUAUUCAGUUCUGCCCCGAAUCGCCACGUUGGUUGCUCAAGCACGGCAGGGAGAACGAGUCUCGUGCUGUGCUUGAGCAGCUGUCUCUACACUCUGGACCUAGCAAGCACGCUGUCUUAGAUCACGAAUUCAGUCUCAUCAAAUAUGCCCUCCAGGAAGAAGAGGCCGCAACCAUCAAGGACAAGAACGGCGAUCCCGUCUCGCCGAUCCGCGCUUGCUUCACUUUCGGCAAGGAGCGUUAUUUUCACCGUGUUAUGCUCGGCGUGGGUGGCCAGUUCAUACAACAAUUGUGCGGUAUCAAUCUUAUCUCCUACUACGCACCAGUCAUCUUUGAGCAGUCUGUUGGCAUGAGCCACAAUCUUUCUCUGCUACUCUCCGGAGCAAACGGUGUGGCGUACUUCUUGUCGUCCCUCAUCCCCAUCUGGCUCCUUGAUCGAGUUGGCCGUCGCCCUCUCAUGCUGUUUGCGGCGGCAGGACAGUGCGGGUGUAUGGCUAUCCUCGCAGGGACUACGUCAGUCAAGGCCGGGGCCCCCGGAAUUGUUGCAGCAGUCAUGUUGUUCAUGUUCAACUUCUUCUUCGCGGUCGGCCUACUGGCCAUUCCGUGGCUCCUUCCUGCCGAGUAUGCUCCUCUCCCUAUACGAGCCCCAGCUGCCGCACUGGCGAGUAUGUCCAAUUGGUGCUUUACGUUUGUGGUCGUUGAAAUCACUCCCAUCUCCAUCAGCUCAAUCGGGUGGAAAACCUAUGUUUACUUCUGUGUGUUCAACGCCUGCUUCGUGCCCAUCAUCUAUUUCUUCUACCCCGAGACGGCCCAGCUCACCCUCGAGGAGAUCGAUCUGCUCUUCACUGGCGACAAGGUUCUCAUGCACCUCCCCCCGCACCUGCGGGAGCAGCACGAGCACGUUGUUGACGACACCAUUUACGGAGUGGAGGACGACAACAGCAGCAAGGACGUUCACCAGCAGCAUGAGACCAAGGUCUAA
Apiotrichum porosum is the source of this 1530-nucleotide messenger RNA. RefSeq lists its product as uncharacterized. The transcript has 7 exons. Bases 1 to 1530 code for a protein of 509 amino acids. NCBI's taxonomy places the organism in Eukaryota, Fungi, Basidiomycota, Tremellomycetes, Trichosporonales, Trichosporonaceae. Gene Ontology annotation, cellular component: membrane. The record is from RefSeq and is a predicted model, not a curated record. Gene Ontology annotation, biological process: transmembrane transport; carbohydrate transport. Gene Ontology annotation, molecular function: carbohydrate:proton symporter activity.